CGUCACUUUGCAUAGUUAAACACUUGUUCCUUUUCGUUUAACCUAACAAAGCAUAUACACUCGCCACUGUAAAUCAAUCACGCCGCUGUUAGAAGAUGGAGUUUUGUCCAACAUGCGGGAGCAUGCUGAUGAUUGAGCUACCGAAUAUGGGUCACGCCACUAGGUUUUAUUGCACCACUUGCCCGUAUGUUUGUCCAAUCGAAAGAGGGGUUAAGAUUAAGAGAAAGCAGAUUUUGGUUAGAAAAGGGAUUGAACCUGUUAUCUCCUCUGAUGACAUGAAGAAUGCACCCACUACUGAAGUACCAUGCCCAAAUUGCCGCCAUGAUAAAGCUGCUUAUAAGGAGGUUCAGACUAGAUCAGCUGAUGAGCCUGCAACAUUAUUUUUCAAAUGCUUGAAUGUAAAGUGUGGGCACAAUUGGAGAGAGGGUUGAUAUGCAAUAUAUUUUUGUCAUACCAUAGAGAUAUAGAAGCUUUUCAUGCUGUUUCUGAUUAGAAUUAUGUGACAGAUAAGAAUGUUUUAUUUUAUUUUACUAUUCAUUAAGUAAUGGUUACGGAAAUUGCAUAUUGUAUUAUGAUUUCUGGAACA
Messenger RNA from Vicia villosa (hairy vetch), 586 nucleotides. RefSeq lists its product as uncharacterized. Gene Ontology annotation, cellular component: RNA polymerase III complex. The record is from RefSeq and is a predicted model, not a curated record. NCBI's taxonomy places the organism in Eukaryota, Viridiplantae, Streptophyta, Magnoliopsida, Fabales, Fabaceae. Bases 96 to 431 code for a protein of 111 amino acids. Gene Ontology annotation, biological process: regulation of DNA-templated transcription; termination of RNA polymerase III transcription; DNA-templated transcription. Gene Ontology annotation, molecular function: DNA-directed RNA polymerase activity; zinc ion binding; nucleic acid binding. The transcript has 3 exons.